AGCAAGGGCACGGGAGAGAGGGCGGAGCCUCCCGCUUCAGGCGAGAGAGACCAUCUGCGGGAAGGGAAGGACGGGGCGGGGUGUGUGUGGGGCGAACCAUCCUUGAAGUGGUCUGGAAGGAACCAACUUGCUAGAGGAGGAGUUUAAACCAACCUGGGAAAGGGGCAAACCACCUGUCCUGGGAAGAAGGGGCAGGCACAGUUUAAACCAAGUGCAGGGGGAAAGCGGGUUAAACCACCUGCGCCGGGGAGGAAUGUGCUGCGGUUAAACAAGCUGCCUGGGGGAGACAGGAUGGAUCCAACCACUCGCCCCGAGGAAGAGGGGUAGAAUGCUGUUUGAGAUGGAGUGGGUUAAACCAUUUCCCCUGAGGGGAAAGGGGGUGUCAUUUCUGGGUGUCUAUGUAUGACUGUCCCUGUACAAAGAUGACCGAACGCCAUGCAAGCUAAUCCACUGCUUCAGGAAUCUGAACAAGAAAAUCAAAACCCACUUCCCUGAAGACAAUGCUGGCAUAAACAUCGACUCUAGGAAGAGGUCCUGGCUAAGCAGAGCAUUGGAAGACUAACUUGUUCAUCCAGACAGUGGGAGGAUCCCCUGUGCUAUCCCCCUCAGCACUUUAGCAGCUGCGUAUACAGUACCCUAUCCAGCUGGUGCUAGGACACUGCAGAGGGACCCCCUCAUCAGGAGGUCACGCCAUUUCCUGCUGGAAAAGGAGGUUUCAGCUCACUGGAGUUCAUUCCUAAUACAAGACCCAACGCCUUCUUUCCCAGCCUCCCUUUUCACUCCGAGCUGUUCAGUCCAUUUGCUUUGCUUGCGAAGGUGCCUACGAAGAAGACAGACACCAUGAAUCUCUUGUGCCCUGGUGGGUUCUGUGGCAUGACCCCCAGAACAGGCACCUCUCUAGCUGCCAUCUACAUGAUCCUAAUGACAAACAUGUACCUGAUCUUUGAGACUGGCCAUCUAGCACGAGCUAGAAAUGAAAUAGAAAAAAGCGUGGUCUUAGUAGGCCGGGUGCUGAUGAUUCCAUAUUUCUACUACAUAGCUAUUGCCCUGGCCAUCAUAACUUAUCCAGUGUGCAUCCUCCUUAUCUACUCAGUUACCAAGCGGCUUCACAGAGGGAUGUUCGUCUACGUGGGCUGGAUCAUCUUUUAUGACGUGGUCAACUGCAUUCUUGUGCCUCUCACACACAAGACCGUGCAGGAGCUCCUGUUCUCUAUAAGCCAUUUGGAGUGGUUUGGGCUGGCAAUGAGGCUCCUCAUGGAUUGCUUCUGGCUCUCCUUUGUUGUCACGUAUGCCCUGAUCAUUAUGGACAGCAAGAUGCAGCACCGGAUAUCGUUUAAGGGCCGACGCAUCUCUAGAAGUGUGGCAGAACCGCCCAGGUUUAGGUUGAGCAAUGAGAUCCGGAAGCAUCCAUAAACCGGAGUCUGAGACUGGGUUCCAUCGGCAAGAGCCUGGAGACAUCAGGCCAUUUUGGAGGUUUCUUUCCCCCGUUGUUCAAUGUGAUGUUUCUCUUGUUCUGUCUUCCAAUUUGAGUCCAAAAAUAAAUAGAAAAUAUUUUCUG
Molecule: messenger RNA, 1558 nt
Organism: Alligator sinensis (Chinese alligator)
Lineage: Eukaryota; Metazoa; Chordata; Crocodylia; Alligatoridae
Gene: TMEM217
Product: transmembrane protein 217
Exons: 4
Coding region: 841-1413 (190 amino acids)
Source: RefSeq, a predicted model, not a curated record